This is a messenger RNA of Tripterygium wilfordii, 3345 nucleotides long. RefSeq names its product probable inactive leucine-rich repeat receptor-like protein kinase At3g03770. Gene Ontology annotation, biological process: protein phosphorylation. Gene Ontology annotation, molecular function: protein kinase activity; ATP binding; protein binding. The coding region runs from base 615 to 2927 and encodes 770 amino acids. The transcript is spliced from 8 exons. Lineage: Eukaryota; Viridiplantae; Streptophyta; Magnoliopsida; Celastrales; Celastraceae. The record is from RefSeq and is a predicted model, not a curated record. Gene Ontology annotation, cellular component: plasma membrane.
CCAGAAUCCUUACUCUGUUCCCUUGGCUGUCUGGACUGCAAGUAAUUAAUAAAAGAUCUUGACUGAGAAGAUGGUUGAAUCCAAGAAUUAAUGUUACAACUACUAGCAGGUUUGUAUGGACGAAUGGGUAUCCUGACUAUUUAUUCAUCCAUGACAGACUGUCCUUUUAUGGUACGUAGCAAUCACUAGUUUCAAGGACAAGCGCUGUUAUGGCGGAUCUACCCUCACUGUGGUGUGGUCACACUGUCAAAUGAUGCCGUGUAUGAAAAACCAGUCCAUUAGUGUUGGAGAAAGCUUAGCUCGUAGUUUUCAAGAGAGAAACCCAGGUAUACCCCACUUCUUUACUCCUCAGAUUUUCUGCCAAGGCCAAGCUUAGCUAACAUGGCCAGUUUUUCUCACCAUUAUUGUUCAUCAUAAGAGAGGAGAAAAGUAUGCAUCUAUUACUAAAGAGAAACUUUAAAGCUGUACAUAUUGAAGCCUGUUCAAUGGUUCUGAGCCACACAACCAUACUCAGUACUAGUGUCUAACUUGGCUUUCUGAAUUUCCCCUGUUUUGGGUCUUUAUGAUACUCUCCUGCCAAAUGAAGUGUGUAUAGAACAGAAAGGAGUGUUUCCAUGAGGCACUGCAGCUUGUUCUUGUUAUUAUGUCUUACAUGGAGUUUCUUCUUCUUGGGUACUUAUCAAAUCUCCUCGCAAACAGAAGUGCUUCUUCAGCUAAGGAAACUACUGGAGUACCCAAAGCAACUGGAAUAUUGGAAUGAUCAGGGCUUAGAUUUUUGUUACUUAUCUUCAUCCACACAAGUGAACAUCACAUGCCAAGACAAUUCUGUUACUGAGCUCAAAAUUGUGGGUGAUAAGCCCAACAAGGCUAAUAAUUAUGAUGGGUUUGCCAUUCCAAAUCAAACUUUAUCAGAUAUCUUCUCUAUGGAUUCUUUUGUUGCUACACUGGCAAGGCUAACAAGCUUGAGGGUUCUUAGUUUGGUAUCUUUGGGCAUUUGGGGUCCUCUUCCGGAUAAAAUUCAUCGGUUGUCUUCACUUGAAUUCUUAGAUUUGAGUUCGAAUUUUCUCUCCGGCCCAAUCCCUCCAAAACUAUCUACAAUGGUAAGGCUUCACACUGUUAUACUGGAUCACAAUUUCUUCAACGAUACAGUCCCCAGUUGGUUUGAUUCUUUAUCUAAUUUGACCGUUCUAAGCUUGAAGAACAACCAAUUGAAAGGUCCAUUUCCAUCUUCAUUAGGUAAAAUCACAACUCUUACUGAUCUUGUUCUGUCCAGCAACAAGAUAUCUGGGGAAGUUCCGGAUAUUAGUGGCCUCAGUAGCCUACUUGUGGUGGAUUUGAGUUUGAAUGAAUUGGAUUCUAAUCUACCAAAAAUGCCUAGAGGAUUGGUUGUUGCUGUUCUAAGCAACAACUCCUUUUCGGGGGAAAUAACGAAGCAAUUUAGCCAGCUAAGUCACCUCCAACAUCUUGAUAUAUCAAUUAAUUUAUUAGAAGGAGCUCCGCCUGCUGCAGUUUUUUCAUUGCCAAACAUCAGUUACUUGAACCUGGCAUCAAACAUGUUGAGUGGCUCGCUUCCGCACCAUCUAAGAUGUGGCAGCAAACUUGAGUUUGUUGAUAUAUCUGAAAACAGGUUGACUGGUGACUUGCCAUCUUGCUUAAGCAUUAAAUCAGAGGGGAGACUUGUUAAGUUUAGUGGAAAUUGCUUAUCCGUUGAUGCAGGUCAUCAGCACACAACAUCACAUUGUACGGAAGCCAACACGAACAAGAAACAUUCUGGAGGAAAAAAUGUGGUGAUACUAGUAUGUAUUAUUGGAGGGGCACUAGUUUUUAUGGUGCUUCUGGCCUUUGUUUUUCUUUGUGUGUUCAGAAGAUUUUGUCCUCGAGGGAUAUCGGAGCAGCAUUUGUUGCAUAAAGCAGGGCCAGAUAAUUCUGUAGCUGGAUUCUCCUCCGAGAUGCUAACAAGUGCAAGAUUUAUAUCUCAGGCUGCAAAGUUGGGAAUACAAGGUCUCCCGGCUUGUCGGCCAUUUGCUUUAGAAGAGUUGAAGGAAGCUACAAAUAACUUCGAUAACUCUGCGUAUAUUGGUGAAGGGUCACAUGGGAAGCUCUACAAAGGAAGACUAGAGAAUGGCACCCAAGUGACCAUAAGAUGCCUGCUACCGUCGAAGAAGUUCUCAAUUCGCAACCUUAAGCUCAGGUUGGAUUUGCUUGCAAAGCUCCGGCAUCCACAUCUUGUUUGCCUGUUGGGAUAUUGCAUCUAUGAUGGUGGACAAGAUAAUUACAGUAUAAACACCGUCUUCCUUAUUUAUGAAUACGUGUACGGUGGAGAUUUUCCUACUCAAUUUUCAGCAGAAAAUAGAUCCGGGAAGGGUUUCGACUGGUCAGAGAGAUUGGCCAUUUUAAUUGGGGUUGCAAGGGCAGUGCAUUUCCUGCAUACAGGGGUUAUUCCCGGUUUCUUCAACAACCAAUUGAAGACAAAUAAUAUCUUGCUCAAUGAACAUAAGAUAGCAAAGUUGAGCGACUAUGGCCUGUCUAUUAUCUCAGAAGAAACCGGCAGCCGUGGUGGGGAAAUAGAAGGCGACGUUAAAUCAAGGCAAAUGACAAGAUUUGAUGAUGAUGUCUAUAGCUUUGGAUUCAUAUUACUAGAAGCUCUUAUCGGACGUUCUGGAUCGGCCAGACGAGCUGCACUUACACAAGAUGAAUGGGCAUUUUUGAACAACCAGGAGGAACGGUUAAGAGUAGUCGACGCCAUGGUGAUGGCAACUUGCUCACAAGAAUCUUUAUCGAUUGUGGUUGGAAUAAUGAACAAAUGUAUCCACUCCGAGUCAUGGAGUCGUCCUUCUUUCGAGGACAUUCUAUGGAACUUGCAGUAUGCUGCUCAGGUCCAAUCAACAGCAGAUGAACAGAAAAUGGACAAAGCUUCAUUUCAAUGAAUUCUUGAGACCUGACGCCUCUCCGCAACAUUCCUAUCGUUUCAUGUUUUGCUUUUAUGGCUAAGCCAACAAGUGAAUGAGAAUAUCCGUACAAGAAGAUCUAUGGAAAAACUUGAUCUCUCUGUCACUCUCUAUCCUGAAUACAUGGUAUAUGUUGCAGAUGCAAUGCAGCCAAAAGCCCCUGCCAAGUCUCCCAAGAUGCACUUGCUACUUGAAAGUAGAUGAACUUUUUCAGUUUCCUGUAAUAAUCUUCCAGCGGCUUGCUCUGAGAAGUCAAGAAAAUAAAAGCAACGGAUAUACUUUUCAAACAGUAACAUUUGAGUUCCACCAUAUUAUAGUUCUUUUGGUAAUCUAAAACAUCAUUAUAUAAGUUUGUCAUUUGAACAUUCGAUAUGCAUCUAAAUUGACGGUCCGUGCA